AUGGAAAGGGCUAUCCAAGGGUAUCUGGUGGCUGUGGACACUAAUCGUCAGCCGGGGGAAUUGAUUUUUGAGGCAGCAGUAGUAGAGGGCUUUAGGCAAUAUCGCUUAGAUGAAAGGAGAUCACCCCCCUAUGUGAAGUCCCUUGUGCAGGUGCACCCGAGGGUAGGCCGUCUGACUCUGCUAGAGGGGCUACAUUGUGACAACCUCUAUUACCCAGACACAUUCACUGUCUACGUAGAGUCUGUCUCGGAUCGCCUGGGUAAACCGGAGUACUACAGCAUGCCCAUCAAGGUGAUCGUAAUUGGGAAGAACUGCGAUAAUAAUGAUGUUGAACAGAACAACCAGCUUUGGAUGCACCAUGAUCGUACCGUGAUCGACGACGAGCAUGACGAAGGCGAGUGGAGCAGCCCGAGUCCAUUCUAUUCAUCACAUGGAUCAUCGAAAGCGCGACUAAUCAAUGCUCGUCGAUGGCUCUGCAGACAAUUUGAAUCAGGUCACUUUGGAAACUCUUUGUUGGUUGGUGACAAAGGUUAUCCUAUUAAACGCUAUUAUAUGAGACCAUUAAAUACAACUACAACUCCUGCUGAAGAAUUAUACAUGUACAAUGUUAUAGAGAGAAGCUAUGGAGCUUGGAAAAGAAGAUUUCCAUCUCUAGCUAUGGGUCUCAGAGUUCAUCUUGAUACAGCUCAAGCAAUUAAUUACUGUAGGAACAGCAGUGCUACAUAA
This is a messenger RNA of Acanthoscelides obtectus, 726 nucleotides long. The record is from the annotation of a GenBank genome assembly. Lineage: Eukaryota; Metazoa; Arthropoda; Insecta; Coleoptera; Chrysomelidae.